AUGGCAGCUAAAGAUUUAAUAUGUGGAGGUGUACGAAAGCGAAUUGGGAACGGGGAAUCUACCUUGAUAUGGGAACACCCUUGGUUACAGGAUGAGAUUGAUCCUAUGAUUCAUACGGAAAUGCCACAACACCUGUCUGGAGCCAAAGUGGUAGGAUUAAUUGAUCAGGAUACAAAAACAUGGGACCUGCACAUACUAGCUGAUAUUUUCCAACCAGAUGAUAUACCUAGAAUUCAGAAAAUACCGGUUGCCCCUGAGUAUGAAGAUAUAUGGUAUUGGUAUGAUGAUCCUAACGGUUAUUAUUCAGUCAAAAGUGGAUAUAGACGAAUAGUUGGAAACUAUGAGAACAAUUCUAAUGGGAUUUUUAGUGAAUGGCUUACCCUAUGGAAACUAAAAAUCCCACCCAAAUGGAAGACAUUCUUAUGGAGGGCUAUUUGUGAUAUCCUCCCUACUACCAAUAAUUUGCUUAUAAAGAGAGUGGAGAUUAACCCGAUUGCAAUCUUGAAUGUUCUAGACUUUGAUGGAAUUACUUAUGCAGCUGCAAUACUUUAUCAUUUAUGGAGGGCGCGAAACGGUGCAGUGUGGGAUGCCUGCCUACCAACGCCAACCAAGCUAUUAUUGACUGCAACGUCCACGAUGAAGGCGUGGAAAAUGGUUCACCACCGUGCGCCACAGCCGGAACGGGGCCAAGGAACCGCCGCUACUGCCCGUACUGCCGACCAGCCUCCGCUGCCGCCUACUGCUGGACCGACUGCCGCUCUUCCACCGCCGCUGCUGCCCGUACUGCCGGACCCGCACCAUGGUGUAUCACCAUCACCGGUAAAAUGCUACAUGGACGCCAGCUACCACCACGGAACGAAUGCCGCUGCUGUUGGGGCGAUCCUCCUCGACGCCAACGGCCAUUAUUUGUCGGCUUUCACCGCCCCAUUGAUUGGAUGCCACUCCCCGCUAUCGGCUGAGGCUAUUGCAUGCAAAGAAGUCUUGUCAUGGCUCAAGAGGCGGGAUGAAUUAUCUAUACAAGUAUUCACGGAUUGCCAAGUGCUACAGUCCUAUCUAUCGGGACCAUCAAUAACACCACGGUCAUACCUGGGCUAUGCUAUCGACAACUGCAGAGCUCAUAUAUCUACUUUUUCGUAUUGCUCAAUUAUUUACAUUCCUAGAUUACAGAAUUCAUUAGCUCAUACUCUAGCUUCUACAGCUUUCACGUUUGAUACUGCUAUGUACUGGGACAAUGUCCCUCCAGACUCUAUUUUACCACUUCUAUAA
Messenger RNA from Ipomoea nil (Japanese morning glory), 1266 nucleotides. RefSeq lists its product as uncharacterized. Bases 1 to 1266 code for a protein of 421 amino acids. The record is from RefSeq and is a predicted model, not a curated record. Lineage: Eukaryota; Viridiplantae; Streptophyta; Magnoliopsida; Solanales; Convolvulaceae. The transcript has 2 exons. Gene Ontology annotation, molecular function: nucleic acid binding; RNA-DNA hybrid ribonuclease activity.